AACUUCACAUGGAACGACGACGGAUCCGUGUACUCCGACUAUGAGGGUACUGGCAAGAUGAUUCCUUCGCAGAUCCCUUACUCGGUAUUGCUUCAUGGACCCAUCGUCGGCGACCCAUUUCCGCGCGGCGACCUCGCGCCUCGGGCUGUAACCAAGGACUACUUCGACCAACUUUGCCCUGAUAAGGUCGACCUUGAUAGGAGCAGAAUCCACGCAACGCUCUCGGAUGUGAACUCUGCGCAGGAAAUGACCGAGAAGUGGGCGACCACCCUGAAAGGUAUGCAGGAGCCCUGCGUGCAGGCCUCACGGGGAUCGGGACCCAUAUUCAGCCACCACGAUGUCUGGGGAGUCCGGUCGUCACUUCUCGAUAUCUGGCCCGACCUGGUGCGCUCCCCGAUGUUCACCCACUUCGGCUGGUCACCACUAGUAGAACUCGCGUCUGACAACAACCACGACCUCUUCGUCCCCUCCUCCACCGUCGUCCCGCACCUCUCCAGCAUGUCCUACACGACCAACGCCGAGCGCUACGCCCCGAUCCCCGGACUCAUGGUGCUCCACGUGCGCAAAGGCGACUACGCGACGCACUGCCGCACGCUCGCGAUGUGGUCGGAAGACUUCGUGAGCGUCGACGCGUUCCCGGACAUGAUGGACCCCUUCACCGUGCCCCCGCACACCGAGUACGGGAACAACACGCCGGAGAACGUGGAGAUCUACCGCAAGCGGUGCCUGCCGACCAUCCAGGAGAUCACGGCAAAGGUCGCGCAGGUGCGCGCGACCUCCGCCGCGCAUGGGGUGCGGCGGCUGUACAUCAUGACGAACGGCCGCCCGGAGUACCUGCGCGACCUCAAGGACGCGUUGUGGACGCUCGGCGGAUGGGAAAUGAUCGCGACUAGUCGUGACCUCGUACUCAACUGGGAGCAGAAGUAUGUCUCGCAGGCGGUGGAUAUGCUCAUCGCACAACGGGCGCAGAUACUGCUCGGGAACGGGUUCUCGACAUUGACGUCAAACGCAGUCAUGAUGCGCUUGGCAAACGGCUUCCCUAGAGAGAGCACGCGCUUCUGGUAG
This is a messenger RNA of Trametes versicolor FP-101664 SS1, 1065 nucleotides long. RefSeq lists its product as uncharacterized. The annotation marks the transcript as partial. The record is from RefSeq and is a predicted model, not a curated record. The transcript has 4 exons. Lineage: Eukaryota; Fungi; Basidiomycota; Agaricomycetes; Polyporales; Polyporaceae.